UUUAAGUUGAGUUCUGUCCCAAAAUUAAGCAUAUAAUCCUUUUCUCGUUCUCUGGUCUGGAGAAACUCUGUUAUAUUUUCUGGGUUUCAGUCAGUUUUGCUCAGAGCUGUCUUCUUCAAUGGCGGCUCUUAACAUUUCGACAAGAAUGUCUCUCCUCAAACCCGAGAGGACCCCUGAUUUUCUACCGUCCUCCAAGCGCCUUAGCGAUUUCCUUGCAUUUCAAUCCAGACCCAGAAAGAAACGUGCCCAGAAGAGCCAUGCAUUCACUGUUAGAUCCAUGACUAUAGCCGAGGAGAGAUACCGAGGCCAGCUCAACUCGCCUAAUGGCCUUGCGGGGAGCCCUGACAAGUACUCUCUUUAUGAUGAUCAGUCCAUUGAAUAUUACUCUAUGGGCCAGGCAAGGGCGACUCCGAACAGUCGAAGAAAAACUAAGAUAGUUUGUACAAUUGGUCCCUCCACAAGCACACGUGAGAUGAUAUGGAAACUGGCAGAAACUGGAAUGAAUGUGGCACGUUUAAAUAUGUCUCAUGGGGACCAUUCAUCACACCAGAAAACCAUUGAUCUUGUUAAAGAGUACAACUCUCAGUUUGAUGACAAGGUCGUCGCCAUAAUGCUGGACACCAAGGGGCCUGAGGUUCGAAGUGGAGAUUUACCUCAACCUAUAAUGCUUGAAGAAGGACAAGAAUUUAAUUUUACAAUUAAAAGAGGAGUCAGCACAGAAAACAUUGUCAGCGUGAAUUAUGAUGCCUUUGUGAAUGAUGUGGAGGUUGGAGACAUGCUACUGGUUGAUGGUGGAAUGAUGUCUUUAGUUGUUAAGUCGAAGACACAUGAUACUGUUAAAUGUGAAGUAGUUGAUGGUGGAGAAUUAAAAUCAAGGCGUCAUUUAAAUGUUCGUGGCAAAAGUGCAAAUCUCCCUUCAAUUACAGAUAAAGACUGGGAAGAUAUCAAGUUUGGAGUGGACAACCAAGUCGAUUUCUAUGCUGUCUCUUUUGUAAAAGAUGCUAGAGUGGUUCAUGAGUUGAAAGAUUAUCUUAAAAGUUGCAAUGCAGACAUUCACGUGAUUGUAAAAAUUGAAAGUGCAGACUCUAUCCCAAAUCUUCAUUCAAUUAUUCCUGCAUCUGAUGGGGCAAUGGUUGCUCGUGGGGACCUUGGAGCUGAACUUCCGAUUGAGGAUGUUCCUCUCUUACAGGAGGACAUAAUUAGAAGGUGUCAGAGAAUGCAGAAACCUGUUAUUGUAGCAACAAACAUGCUGGAGAGCAUGAUUAAUCAUCCUACGCCAACAAGGGCAGAAGUCUCUGACAUUGCAAUUGCAGUACGGGAAGGUGCUGAUGCGGUCAUGCUUUCUGGAGAAACUGCCCACGGAAAAUAUCCAUUGAAAGCUGUCAAAGUAAUGCAUACUGUGGCAUUGAGGACUGAGUUAAGUCUACCAAUUAGCACUGCUCCUCCCAAUCUAUUGAGUACAUAUAAGAGUCACAUGGGUGAAAUGUUUGCUUUUCAUGCCACAACAAUGGCAAACACUCUUAAUACACCAAUUAUUGUUUUCACAAGAACAGGAUCUAUGGCUGUACUCCUAAGCCAUUAUCGGCCUUACUCAACAAUCUUUGCCUUCACAAAUGACAGAGAAAGGAUUAAGCAGAGGCUGGUGCUUUAUCAUGGUGUUCUGCCUAUAUAUAUGGAAUUCUCAAAUGACGCUGAAGAAACCUUCUCUAGAGCACUCAAGCUCUUACUGGAUAGGGGUCAUUUGAAAGAGGGAGAGGAUGUCACACUUGUCCAAAGUGGUGCGCAACCAAUAUGGCGUUCAGAAUCUACUCAUCACAUUCAAGUGCGUAGGGUCCAGAGUUGAUUUUGUGCUGGAAAGGAGUUUUAUUUUUUAGUGGCUGAUAGUAAACAAAAUGUUAAUUAAAGUUGUGAAUUGUAAGUAUAUAUAUGUAUGCAUUUUUGUUUUCUCUCUUAUUUUAAUUUAAAGAAUAUUUUAGUGAUCUUGCGAACAUCUUAAUAUUUGGGGUUCUAGGUAGAAGCUUUCUUUAUAACAGAUGGUGAUUGAGAUUUAGUCUAUCAAUUAUGCGGACAUAAAAUUCUCAACAUUCUUUAUUCCUUCUUGUUGUAAAGCUCAUGUGUAGAAUCCUUAUAAUUCCCAAGUAUUUAUAAAUGCUAUGGUUGUGUA
Humulus lupulus (European hop) is the source of this 2164-nucleotide messenger RNA. Its product is annotated as pyruvate kinase isozyme G, chloroplastic. The record is from RefSeq and is a predicted model, not a curated record. Gene Ontology annotation, biological process: glycolytic process. Gene Ontology annotation, molecular function: magnesium ion binding; pyruvate kinase activity; potassium ion binding. Gene Ontology annotation, cellular component: chloroplast stroma; cytoplasm. The transcript is spliced from 12 exons. Lineage: Eukaryota; Viridiplantae; Streptophyta; Magnoliopsida; Rosales; Cannabaceae. The coding region runs from base 119 to 1843 and encodes 574 amino acids.